AUGCUUCCGACACCCUAUGUGAAAUGCGAUUAUGAAAAGGUUUACGAACCAUCAGAAGAUUCUUUCUUACUUCUGGAUAUUCUGGAAAAGGAAAGACAAUACCUUGCUGACAGAUUCAGUAAGUCCCUGAAUGUUGUAUGUGAAAUUGGUGUGGGCUCAGGUAUUGUAACUACAUUUAUGAUGCAAAAUACAAUUCCGAGCGCUGGUCACUUGAAUUUGUACUAUGCUAUUGAUGUAAAUCCAUGGGCUUUAGAAUCUACUCUAACCACGGCAGAUAUCAAUAACUGUAAGAAAUCAUAUCUGGAGCCUGUACAGGCAGAUCUCACGAGCAGCUUUAGAACUAGAGAAAUCGACCUUCUUAUAUUCAAUCCACCAUAUGUACCUGCUGAGGAUGUACCUACUAUUCCAGAAGAAACCGAUGAUCAAGAUAAAUGGUUGGACUUGGCGUUGUUGGGGGGUGAAGAUGGAAUGGACGUGACUAAUAAAGUGCUCGACAACCUAGAAGCAAUAUUGUCUUUGAGGGGGGUAGCAUAUAUUUUAUUUUGUGCCAGAAAUAAGCCGGAAGAGAUAGCUAAAAGGAUGGAACAAAUUUGGGAUAUCAAAUUGAUAGAACAAAGGAAGGCGGGCUGGGAAAUAUUAAGUGUUUAUCGCUUCCAGAAGAAGAAUCUAUGA
Nakaseomyces glabratus is the source of this 672-nucleotide messenger RNA. RefSeq names its product S-adenosylmethionine-dependent methyltransferase (gene MTQ2). Gene Ontology annotation, molecular function: S-adenosylmethionine-dependent methyltransferase activity; nucleic acid binding; protein methyltransferase activity. The record is from RefSeq and is a predicted model, not a curated record. Lineage: Eukaryota; Fungi; Ascomycota; Saccharomycetes; Saccharomycetales; Saccharomycetaceae. Gene Ontology annotation, biological process: methylation. Gene Ontology annotation, cellular component: eRF1 methyltransferase complex.